AUGGCAACCCGAACUUUAUUAGUGGGUAAUGAAAUAUCAUCAGUUGUAGAAGAAGCCGCCUCCUCUCAGCCGUCGCCGCAGGAUGCCUCCUCCCCUCAGCCGCAUAAAGCCUCCCUCUCUAAGGAGGAGAAACCCUCCUCCACUCAGCUGCCAUCUUCAAGCGUGGACGAAGCCACCGCCUCUCAGCCGCCAUCAAGUGUGGACGAAGCCUCAUCCUCUAAGCCGCCUCAAGAAGCCUCUCCGUCGCCAUGCGUGGGUAUUGAGAUAUCACCAAGUGUGGCAUCAAAUAGGCAAACAAUAUUGCACAGAGUGCCACACCAUGUGCGAGAAAACAAGAUGCAUAUCUAUGAUCCCAUGGUUCUUUCCAUCGGCCCAUAUCACCACGGCCGGUCGUCAGGGUUUCAAGAGACCGAACAACUCAAGGAGAAGAUCGUUGAUUUGACGUUGAACUCAAAUGACAAAGAUUUGUUCCGUCGCAAAAUCCUCGAGCGAAUUGAUGAGGUCAGAUACUUCUGCGGUGGAAUUUCGACACAUGAGUUCGAUGAUGAUGCAUUGGCUCAAAUGAUGCUUCGCGACGCUUGCUGCGUCUUGCACAUUAUCAAGUUUGAUGUAAAAGAGGUCGACUUAUUAGUUCUUCGGUUGGGACGUACAACAGUUGUGUCCAUGCUUCGUGAUUUCCUAAUGUUGGAGAAUCAGAUCCCGUUUUGGAUAAUCAAGCUCCUAAUCGACUUAGCAAUUGAGGAUGGGGAUACACUGCUAUGCACAUUCUUGAGUGAUAGCAAUUUUGCGGACUAUAGACUCACAGAAGUUCCAUGGAAAGAAGGAGAAGAACCUUUGCACCUUAUUGAAGCCCAUCGCAUUACUCUUGUCAAAGAGGAGAUCGGUGCUGAUAGUAGAUCCCAAAAUAUCGACCGGCAAAAUAACUAUAGUCGAAGAGUUGCUUUUAAAAUUCAAAGUAGCCCACGCCAUUCAGUGACUGAACUUAAAACAAAGGGCAUCCACUUCAGUCCGAGCUCUAAUUGCUUAAAAGACAUCAGGGAGCUUUGUCUUCCUAUUCUUCAUGUCACUAGCAAUUCAAAAGUGUUCUUCUCCAACACUAUAGCCUUCGAAAUGUCCUCGGAAUCCAAUACCGACUAUGCCGUGGCAUCGUAUAUUACUUUCAUGAAAACAUUAAUUGAGAAUACAGAGGAUGUUAGCGAGCUAAAAAAGAAGGGCAUAUUAUUCAGUACUUUGGCGAACGAUAAUGAACUGGUUCAAAUGUUCAAAGAGAUUGACGGUCUAGAUGAUUAUGGGUCGACAGCUCUUCUCGACGUGCAAAUGAAAAUUAACAAACAUUGUUCUAUCAAGACUAACACGUGGAUGACGGAGCUAAUUUACAAAUACUUCCGUAGUCCAUGGACUGUUAUUGCGCUCUUCGUUGCCACCUUUCUUGUGGUCCUUACUAUUCUCCAAACUUACUACACCAUGCGUCCACCAAAAUAA
Erythranthe guttata (spotted monkey flower) is the source of this 1482-nucleotide messenger RNA. The record is from RefSeq and is a predicted model, not a curated record. NCBI's taxonomy places the organism in Eukaryota, Viridiplantae, Streptophyta, Magnoliopsida, Lamiales, Phrymaceae.